This is a messenger RNA of Paramisgurnus dabryanus, 887 nucleotides long. RefSeq lists its product as uncharacterized. The record is from RefSeq and is a predicted model, not a curated record. NCBI's taxonomy places the organism in Eukaryota, Metazoa, Chordata, Actinopteri, Cypriniformes, Cobitidae.
AUGAAUCACUUUCGGAAGUCUGCUAGACCAUUUUCGGAUGGUCCGCCGCUCAUUUGUCAGGGGGUGAGGAUUUUCCCCAUUCUCAGACAACCAGCUGAGAAAGAUGGCAAAUUGAUGGGUCCUCCUCCUGUCCCAAAUGUGGAGCCCGACCAAAAGUUGCCAUCUCUCACGACGGUCAACAGGGGUCGCGGUGUCCCAAAGGCUCAAUUUGACCGCAUGCGUGCGCCUCCAACCGGGCCUCCUUCAGUAACCGGUCUGGAUGCAUCCAAGGUGUCUCUUCAACUCUUGGAUUGCUUCCCACCGUCCAACAAUAUAAGAAGGAAGCUUGAGAAAAAGUUGACAUCACACACCACAAGGGUCAUCAGAGGGGAAAAGAUUGAAUAUGUACCUAUUCUUACCCGUGUGCCCCCUGCUGGAUCUUCACUUAUAGGUGCCUCUAAAGUGUCUCUUCCACUCUUGGAUUGCUUUCCACCACCCAAAAAUAUAACAAGAAAGCCUGAGCAAAAGUUGACAUCAAACACGAGGGUCCCCAGAGGGGAAAAGAUUCAAUUUGAACCUUUUCUUACCCGUGUGCCCCCUGCUGGAUCUUCACUUAUAGGUGCCCCUAAAAUGUCUCUUCCACUUCUGGGAAAGUUCACGCCCUUCAGACCUUUGCAACCUCGUCCACCCAUGUCAAUGAAGAGGACUUUCAGUACUGAACAUUCAGGCAAACACCUCGAUCUCCUGGUAAAGAACAGCACUGGACUCCCCAGACUGAACCCAAAAUGGAGGAUCUGAAUUUGCAUUUAAAAUGACUUGUAUUCUGUAAAUAGUUUUUUGUUGUUGUUGUAAUAAACAGUAAUUGUAGUAAAAUGUUAGUACUGUAUUUCUUUUCAAAAAUGCCAUCU